CGAAACCGGAAACGUUAAACAUAUGCCUGCGAAGUAGACAUUAUAUAUCUACUUUCUAAUACAUGAUGGUUUGCUAAUUUGAAGGAGUAAGCAGUCAUAACACUGUCCAAGAGCAAACUGCGAAUAUGACAAAUGUGUACUCUUUCGAUGGCAUCCUGGUGUUUGGGUUGCUCUUCAUUUGCACUUGUGCGUACCUCAAAAAGGUGCCUCGCCUCAACAGCUGGCUGCUGUCAGAGAAGAAAGGAGUGUGGGGUGUCUUCUACAAAGCUGCAGUAAUUGGGACACGGCUCCAUAUUGCUGUGGCGAUGUCCUGUCUGGCCAUGGCUUUCUACGUUAUCUUUUUGAAAUGAUACAGUCAAACUGAUCUGGAAAGGAGUGGACGGGUGCAGGCUGGGGAUGGAUUUAUCACCGAGGUCAUCUGCCAAUCCUGGUUGUGGGACACUGGAUUAUGUGCCUGAUGAAUUCCCAUUGUCCUGUGGGCCCCAAGACUAGCCAAUGCUGCCCCCUUUUGGUGGCUGUGUACAUAACUCUUUCCAUAAGAAUGCGUGUGCACUACAAACAUGAAGGGCAUUCUGAUUUUACUCCACAGUUAUCACAGAGGAGAGAACCUGCUUGGUCACAUGGUAUCAUUUUGUUGUUGGGUAACACUGUUCAUUGUGUCCAUCCACACCCCAUAGUUAUUUAUAUUGAAGGAUGCAGGAUUGAAGAGCAGUGUGGGCAUUAUCCCUUAUAUACCCUUAUACAUUAUCCUGUAUACAACUUAAAAUUUCCUAGCUGUAUAUAUAUAUGGGAAAAAUUAUGACCAGUAGAGAUCUGCCAGCGGUUAUAUGUGAUCAAACUAAAAAUGCUCAAAUUAUGCUUGCUCCCAGCUGUGCUGCUUUUCUGUUAAGUCUUCUGUAAAGGGUGGAUGGGAAGAUAAAUCUAAUAUAUAAAAUCUUUCUUGUGUACACUAUAGUUUUCUAUUUUAUUUUAGCUUUUUUUAGGCAUCUUUUAUUUUUUACAUUUUCUGCCACAGCUAUAUUGUAUUUACUUUGACAUCUAAUUCUAGAUAACAUUUUGAAUGUUACAAAUUGGGCUGUAAUAAUAAAGUGCAUAUGUCAGCAUGUUUUGAAAAUUGGAUAGCUAUAUUAGACUUGGCAGGAGAUUUAAAUGUAAAGCCAAAUAAGGAUGGUGCUCCUUUAAUUCUGCCACCUUAUUUUUUAUUCUUGGAGUAAAUUGCUUUGGGAGGGGAUGCAAUGCAAUUUUGAGUAAAAGCUUGAUCAUACAAUUUCUGUUUGUCUUUGUGAAACAUGGGUCAGGUUUUAAGUGACAUACAGCCAAGACAAGUCAAAUUGUGAUUGUGUGGUCCAAUAUCACAAAUCACAAAUUAGUCUCAGUGGGUUUACAGCCUGUUCAGCAUAUGACACCCUCUGUCUUUAUAGACCUUUGAAUUGGAUAAAUAAAACUUUCCCCCAAAAACCCUUUAACAUGGGGGAAAAUGGGAGAAACCCCAGGAAGAGCAACAGAAGAGGGACUCCUCUUCCAGAAUGGACGGAUGUGCCAUAGAUCUUGUGUCUGCAGAAUAAAUCCACUAAAUAGAUUUAUGGUAUAGACAAUUACUAUUUUUGGCACUAAUUGACAGAACACACCCUGCCAAAAUCCUUAGCAUUAAUCCAAAUGCAGUACAAAUCUAAAAUACCUACCUUGACUCAUUUUAUACCUGGAUAGUUCUGUAUCCGCUUUGAACAUCUGGGCAGUGCAAUUCUGCCCCCAUUGUUUUUCAGGUCACUAAAACUGAGUGAAAAGCAGAUUUCAAGUCUUGCCAUCAACUCUGAAUUGAAUUGAGGAUUUUGGACAUUUAUUAUAAAGCCAUCCAUGUUGCAUCUUUGUCAUGCGUGGGCUUGUUCUCUUUCUUUAAAGUCAUUCUUCAUCUGAUCUCUGGUUUACCUCCAAGACAUAUCUGUAUUUCCUACAUUUAUUUCCCUUAAAUUCCCACAGUAUGAGGCUACAUGCAUCGCAGUGGACACUGUGUAUUUCUGCCACUAUGCAGUGUUGGGCUUCCAACAAACACUGCAUGUAGCAUAAAGGUGUGUUAUUACUGAAGAUAUUUUCAGAUCUAUGAGGCCAUAAAACAUACAAGUUUUUCUCAUUCUUUUACCAUCUGCUUUCUCUGAGACAUGCCAGGUCUUUUCCAACAAGCUGUGACUUGAGAUGCACCACGGCAACAGUUUUUGUGUGUGUCUCCCAUCUCACCCACAGAACCCUGUAUUUCAUUUACACUUGUCCCAAGUCUUUUGGUGGCAACUGCUUUUAGUACUCCUCUCACAAACAUUCUCGGUUUAUAAGGACAACCAUCUCUCCGCACAGUCACAGCUGUGCCGUAUUCUCAUUGUUUACGAUGGAGGGCUACUCGGUGCUUUGGAAUCAGCCUUGUAUCUGUAAUUCUUUUCACUUUGGUUAGGUCUUUUUCUCAGCAGACAUUUGAGUUGCCCUACUAGGGAAAGUAUGGGUGUUAACACAAAUUACCAUGGGACUGCGUGCUUGUGCAGUAAUCUGUACAAGUGCC
Messenger RNA from Monopterus albus (swamp eel), 2545 nucleotides. RefSeq names its product transmembrane protein 167B (gene tmem167b). NCBI's taxonomy places the organism in Eukaryota, Metazoa, Chordata, Actinopteri, Synbranchiformes, Synbranchidae. The record is from RefSeq and is a predicted model, not a curated record. The coding region runs from base 126 to 350 and encodes 74 amino acids. The transcript has 3 exons.